Messenger RNA from Phytomonas sp. EM1, 1728 nucleotides. The record is from the annotation of a GenBank genome assembly. Lineage: Eukaryota; Euglenozoa; Kinetoplastea; Trypanosomatida; Trypanosomatidae.
AUGAAUAGUUCUCAUCCGGUAGAUGUUGCUGUCUUAAGACGGCCGUACGGGCGUACGAUGCCGAGGGAUAUUCGUUCCGUCCACAUGCUCGCUCUUUCUUUUCAAGAUCUGAAAGAGCAAUGGACGUCCUUCAUGCGAUCGUCCGUAUCUCCACACAAUGGUGAGAAAGAAGUGUUUGGACGAAAAGGUCGUGAUUUGGCGGAGCGUUUGUCAAGCCAAAUCAAGGCAAUUAAACAGGAGCUACUUCAUCACCUUAGCACGCUGCUGCAUACGAGGCAAGCAGGGACGUGUAGCUCAAAGGAUCUUCAUACAUUUUACGAUACCUCGCUGAGCCGGGGUAACACCUCGCCAAAGGCUACGACGCCCACCCAUUCUUCCACCCCUCAGAAUGAUCUGCCCCCGAUCUAUAAAGGCGAUGGAAAUUCCGAUACGGUGGCGUUUUUCACCUCCCUCUUUUCCUCUCGUGAGGCGUGCGUGGAGAAUUGUUUAGAAAUACCCUACCUCGAGGCCCUUUGGCUAGCGCGGCGGGUUUGGUUGUGGGCGAUCUUCAUCGCGAUCCUCCUCGCCGAUAUGGAGCUCCUCUCCGGGAGUCUUUCCUUCGCAACGGGGCUGUACUUCGCGUUGCCGAUCCCACCUGGUCGUGGCGGAAACGCUCCUGCGUUUGUAAUGUCUUCAACUUCCUACAGCGGUUAUGGCGCCUUAACGUAUGAUACGUUCCGCGCGUACGCGAGGCGGCGUGGUGGUGGUGGGGUUGAGUUGGUCGACUUCUUCGAUUGCGAUGAGGCUGGCGAGGGUGACCAAGCAGGGGAAACAACGCAGAAAAAGACGAACGAACGAGCGGCAGCGGAAGGGAAAGAGGAGGAGUGGGAUGGAAUAUUCCUCCACGCCGCCGUGGUGCUCUACGCCGUUCUCGCGCGCGAUGAGGCGGCGGCCGCUGGCGGGAUUCAGCGCUGGUGGGAUGCCCUCUUAGCGACAUCCGACGCGCAGGCGGGGGAGGCGAGUUUGGCCGUCACCGAAACCCCCCAUCCCCUCCUCGACGCGGUUGAUUCAAACGCGAAAAGGGAUGCCUCAGAGGUGGAUAGCCCGCUUCGAGGAGGCGCUUCCCAAGGGGGUGUAGAAAAUGAGGAAGAAGUCGCACGUCUCUUCGCGUGGCGAGUGGCAUUGGCUGCCGAGUUCGCCGCCGCGGAGGAUUACGUUUCACUCAACCGUCUUUUACGCGGCGCGGCGUUUGCCUGCCGAAGAUUGCUAAUUUCUUCUCCCCAAUCGGAUCGUUUUCACGUGAACGUAGCGGAGGGCGUGUCGGGGAGCCCUCGUUUGUCGUUUUCCACUUCUACUUGCGCCUGCUUUGCGCUCCAGCUCCUCUACCGCACCCUCGCGGAGCAUGUGAUCCGACGCCAGUGCAUCGCAGGCGAUCUUGGCAAGUGUUUUCGCCCGGUCAUUUCCACCGAGAUUCCCCCUUCCUCCGGGGAUAAUCGCUCGAAUUUCACGUUUUUGACGGAUUGCUCACCCCCGUCAUUGGAUCCUCCCGACGAGAAGCCAAUGGGCGCGGCGGAUGCUAAAGGAUCACGAUCAGCUCAACCAUCAGAUCACCGGAGGAGGGUGGAUGUUUUCCUCGAACAGAUGCAUAUCUGCAGUCUAAUUCAGUUGACCAGCCUUCGGUCGAAGGAGGGACCUUGGCCUCUGCCAAAAUCAUUGGUAUCAUCCGCCUUUAAUUUAGUUUACUCGUAG